AUGGACAUACUUUCCAUAGACCUAUUCAACUAUAGCAAAAUAUUGGAACGACAUGGGCAAAAGGUCUGCACAACGCGGAUCUUUUCAAUUGCCUUCUAUAUGAACAAUGUGAUCUUGCCACCAUCUGAUCAAUUUAGAAUAGCUCCGUCCAUUAUCCCAACUCCGUGUGAUUUAGGCCUUCCAUGCGGCUCUCAAUACGUCAAAGAUCCUGGCGCUGGUGCGCAGGGCCAAGCUGCUUACCCGUCCAAAGAAGCCGACCUAUUCCAAGAUGUAAGAAGUAGAUCCUGCAAAAAUCCAAAAUUCCUUGCGAAACUAUGCUCGUUCAAGUGUCACGACCCCAGUAAGUCCCAACAAUUACGUAACAUGAAAAACGAGAUAGUAGACCUCGUUGUAAACCGGAUUACAAAACACCGAGUGGGCCUGGAUCUCAAAGCGUAUACGAUCUGGACAUGCAACCUUAUUAAGCGUGAUCAGCUGCGCAUUAUGGAUCUCGAAUCAACGGAGUCAUGGGCUUGGGCGGCAAAUCUUGAUGAGUUGGAAGCUUUUGUAAGCGAGGUAGAUGUUCUCAGCAAACAUAUUUGCUCCGUUGAAGUUGACAACAUGAUCACACGGCCCAAAUAUAUCUAA
Molecule: messenger RNA, 627 nt
Organism: Lindgomyces ingoldianus
Lineage: Eukaryota; Fungi; Ascomycota; Dothideomycetes; Pleosporales; Lindgomycetaceae
Exons: 9
Coding region: 1-627 (208 amino acids)
Source: RefSeq, a predicted model, not a curated record